AUGCUUAAUCCAGCUUUUCAUUUUGUUAAGUUACAAUCAUUGAUUCCGAUUAUGGUUGAUCAAACAAGAAAAACUAUUAAUGAACUUCUUUUAUUAUCAAAUGAACGUCAAUUUAUAGAUUUACAGACAGAAAUCAAUACAUUAACAUUAGCUAUUAUUGCAUCGAGUGCAUUUGGGAAAGAUUUUGAAAGUAUGACGAAUUCAAAACGAAUUAUUAAUCGAGUGGUUACGGAAUUAUUAGAAGCAACGGAAUAUCGAAUGGUACGUAUGAUCGAUCAAAUACCAAUUAUAUUACGAUUACCAUUUUGGCGUAAAGAUAUAAUCAAUAAAAAGUCAAAAGAAAUUUCAGAUUUUGUCGAUCAAAUUAUUGCAGAUCGUCGACAUAAUCGAUCAACUAGUCUAUCUUCUCACGAAGAUAUUCUAGAUAUACUUCUUUCAGCUGUCGAUACUCAAGGACAAACAUUUGAUGAUCAAGAAAUUAAAGAUCAAGCAUUAACUUUUGUACUUGCCGAUCAUGAAACAACAGAUAAUUUAAUGACAUGGACUAUGUAUAUAUUAAUGACCAAUGAACAAGUAUUAAAAGCUUGUCGUGAUGAAGUCGAUCGAAUACUUCCUAAUAGUAUUGAACCUACUUAUGAACAUUUAAAUGAAUUAAUUGUAUGCGAAGCUGUUCUACAAGAAACACUUCGACUAUAUUCUCCAGUACCGUUUCUCGCACGAAAAUGUGUUCGUGAACAUUUGCUAGGUAGUGAAGGCCAUCAUCAAAUACAUCUACCUGUUGGAGCAGAAGUAGGAAUUAAUACUUAUAUUCUUCAUCGACGAGAAGAAUUUUGGCCACGACCAUUAGAAUUUGAUUAUACUCGUUGGAUUCGAGAUCCUGUAACAGGUCUUAAACCAAAAUUAGCGCAUGCAUUUUGUUAUUUGUCAUUUGGUGCUGGAUCACGUAAUUGUAUUGGUCAGCAUUUUGCUUUACUUGAAGCUAAAGUUUUGUUAGCUAUGUUUUUACAAUGA
This is a messenger RNA of Rotaria sordida, 1011 nucleotides long. The record is from the annotation of a GenBank genome assembly. Lineage: Eukaryota; Metazoa; Rotifera; Eurotatoria; Philodinida; Philodinidae.